Chilo suppressalis (striped riceborer) is the source of this 11113-nucleotide messenger RNA. Lineage: Eukaryota; Metazoa; Arthropoda; Insecta; Lepidoptera; Crambidae. The record is from the annotation of a GenBank genome assembly.
AAAAGACAAUAUAGUUUUUAAAAACAAAAAUGGCGGAUGACGAUGAAAUUGAUAUUCUCGGAGAUUUUUCUUUUAAUUCUUGUUUUGCGCAGAAUAACCAAGGAAUCCCAUCAUGUUCCAACAGAGAAGAUACUGUCCACCCACAAUGGCUACUGGACUCUACAGCAAAUAACUGGCAAAGGGACAGUUUGGCAAGGAAAAUGUCAGAAAGUUCUGUGGAUAGAGAUUCUACUGAAGUGUUGACGACUUGGAAUCAAAUGGAACGUGAUUUGCUUGCAAGAGAAAUGGCUAAAUAUGGUAGAAACACUCGUAAAAUAUCAGAAACAAUCAAAACAAAAACUGAAGCAGAGAUUCAAGCUUUGAUAGAAGCAGAAUAUGGAGUUAAUUUAGAUACUCCAAUUUUUGGGUUAGAGAAGAAUGAGGAACAUGGUGACGUGCCUGCCGUUGUUCAGGAAGAAAUUGUCACAGAGGAUGCUUCAAAUACUGCUAGAACCACCAAGAAACCGUUUCAAAAGAAAUCAUACAAUACUAAAUCAAAAAUGAGCUUGUUAAAGUCAAAUGUAAUUGAGAAUAUUAAAAAUGAUGCUCUAGAUAUAAAACCUUCGGAACUUAUUUAUGAAGAUGACUUGAUAAUAGGGUCAACAGAAUCAAUAGGUUCUGAUAUGGAUUUGACUGAUAUUGUGUCAAAGAAUAUAGGUAAAGUUCAAAAGACCAAAAUAGGAAAGAAAAUUGGUAACCACAGGAGAAAAAUAUCGAGAAACUAUGAUAAUAAAAAGAACAAGAGUAAAGAUCUGCUGAAGUCUCCAAAAGGGAGACAAACGAAAGAAUCUAGUCUCUCUGAGGAUAGUGCAAAAAGUCCCAAAAUGCAGAUAGUGUUUAGUUCAGGGCUGGCACUCCCGGUGUCUGAAGGAGAACAAGUGAUAAAAAUAGCAAAGAAGAAAGACUCGGAAUCAGAAAGUGAUAUAGAUAUAGACGUAGACAGUGGUGAAGAAGACGAUAGCAGUAGCAAGCAGAAGGAAAAAGUGUCUAAAUCACAAGUAGAGGAGGCCCCAAUAGCUAUGCCUCUCAGAAAGUUUGAGCCAAUGCCCAGAAGACAGAAGAAGAAGAUUAACCUGGAUGGAGGUGGAGGUUUCACAAUAAUGCACACAGAGAAUGGAGAUCUGUACGAGAUAGCGUCGGAGCCUCGCAAGGAGAGGCAGGCUAGGAAACAGCCUAUACAUCUUAUCGAGUGCCACAUUUAUAAUGCUGACAGACCUGCCCCGUUCUUCGUAUCGCUCCAUGUGUCCGCCCUGAUCAGUAUGGACGUCCACGGGCACAGUUCCCGGGGGGAGGUGAUGGGGCUGGUGGGGGGAGAGUACUCCCCCCCGCACCUCACCGUGGCUGCCUACAGGCACGCCGCCGCCGCUGCGGGGUCUACUCACUGCGAUAUGGAUCCUGUGUCCCAAUCACUGGCGGGGUGUUGGCUGCAGUCCCUUGGGCACACAGUAUGCGGCUGGCAUCACUCCCACCCGCGCUGGUCUCCGGCCCCCUCGGCCUUGGACCUUCGCUCCCAGCGAGCGUUCCAACGAGCCUUACACCCGGCACCUGCGUUGGCAAUCAUAAUCUCGCAACACUGGCCGCCUGGACGCGACGCUUCCAGAUAUAGGUGCUUAUAUAUUAUUUAUUUACUAGCAAACCAGUGAACCAAAUGUUCACCAAAACCUGAUUUCUCGAAAACCGGAAGUGCUACGUUACUCAAAUCCGGUUUGUAGUCUUAUCAGACUAUUCUUAACUUAUAACUUAAAUAUUCUCUUUAUCUAUCUCUUACGGUUUGGCCGCUGAAACAGCACCACAGACAGACAGACGGACUUGUCUAAUAGAUAAGAGAUACUUUUCUACCACCGGCGCUGGUUACACGCCCUUCUGUUACAUACGGCAGGUAAUUACAGAGCGGAGUGUCGCAAGGAUCACUGCUGGGACCGCCGUUCUAUACUCGAGCUGAUCUCCGUUACCAUAGCGGAGUGUCGCAAGGAUCACUGCUGGGACCGCCGUUCUAUACUCGAGCUGAUCUCCGUUACCAGAGCGGAGUGUCGCAAGGAUCACUGCUGGGACCGCCGUUCUAUACUCGAGCUGAUCUCCGUUACCAUAGCGGAGUGUCGCAAGGAUCACUGCUGGGACCGCCGUUCUAUACUCGAGCUGAUCUCCGUUACCAUAGCGGAGUGUCGCAAGGAUCACUGCUGGGACCGCCGUUCUAUACUCGAGCUGAUCUCCGUUACCAUAGCGGAGUGUCGCAAGGAUCACUGCUGGGACCGCCGUUCUAUACUCGAGCUUAUCUCCGUUACCUUCGGCCUUAAACCUUCGUUCCCAGCGAGCGUUCCAACGGGCCUUACACCCGGCACCUGCGUUAGCAAUCAUAACCUCGCAACACUGGCCGCCUGGACGCGACGCUUCCAGAUAUAGGUGUAUAAGAAUUGAGGACGAAGACUCAGACGCGGACCCGCCGGCCGGCUACCAGUUCAGCGUGAAGCUGGUGCCCGACCUGUCUACCGACAAGUUGGCCGAUCUGCUCGACCAGUUGGCCAGCAUGUUGGCCGACCGCGCGCACGACGACCUCAGCGUCGACGUGAACUCCGACGUCUGUCCGGAGGCCAAGAUGACGUACUUGGAGAAGUGUAUAUCGAGCGUGUCGCACCACAUGCGAUCGGCUGGUUACGAAGACAACGAUAUUGUUACCCAGAGGCUCGUACAAGGCAUCAGGGAAGUGUUCAGAUAACGACGGCUGACUCUAGCUUGGUUCCAAUUGUUCACCGUGCUCCAACUGGCCGGCGUAAUCAACGCCAUCUAGCGGGAGACGCGGGAAGCUAGUUUCGCUGCAAACAAGAUGCCUCGCAGAAUGAAACUCUAAAGAAGUGACGACACCAAGAAAGAAAAUAAGCAUUCGAGUACAGGCGAUUUAAUGAUCACGCGGGUGUGUCAAUGGCAAUAAGUAAAUCCAGAUUGUGUGUUCGAUUUGACUUUGUAUAAAUGAAAUUAGUAGCUAAUUUUCUGCUGUUCUUUGUCUUUCUACUUUCCGAUAAUCUUUGUAUAUAAGCGGCAGCAGUGCGUAAAAAAUUGUACCUGUUAUGACAAUACAAAGUGUCUAAAUAUUAUUUCUUGUGAUUAACAACUACAAUGGUUUUAAUGAACACAAUAAAAAAAAUAAAUUUUAAAAAACUGACUUUUCAUGCGACUGAAGUGAAACCUACAAAAAUGUGAACACGCUAAAGUCCUUCAUGACUAGAGAUACGUCUUAAAGACAACACGUGUGUUAAAAUUCAACUCUCCAGGUCAAAAUUUAGUAUUUUAUAUACCGUAAGUGAGGGUUACUUUAGCUCGGGUGGGUAACUUUGUCCCAAAUCAAAAAUAUUGAACUUGCUGCCCGAUGUUAUCUCUUGGGUGACUGUAAUAGUUCCAGUUGAAAAUCACUGAUAGCCAUAUAGGCGCGUAGUGUGUUGUUUUACCGACAUUGUUCCUGUAUAAGUUGUCAUUGUAACGCGGGAUUUUUUGUAACUGAAAUAGUUCGCAGGUUCAUGCGCAAACUUUUUCAAAACUGUGGUUUUUAGUAAGUUUACUAUUUUUUCUUUUAAAGUUAUAUUUUUUAUUUGUUUCUUAGGUUUUCACGCACAUCACUCAUUAAAUAAAAUUAGUUUUUACGGGUUAAUGCACGAAACUUUAUUUAUUUAUUGACGUUUCGUAGCCUUUACAGGCUACGUCGUCAGAAUUAAACUAAUUUGUCGAGCUACCUUCGAAAGACCUUUCUUUCGAAGGUAGCUCGACAAAUUACUUUACCAUUCUUUUAAACAAAGUUAGUUUAUUCCAAGAAUAGAGGAUAAAUGAAAAGCUUUCGAAUAUGGCACAGUUCCAGUUUAUUCUUUUAAAUGUUACAUGUGCUAGAUAAAAAAAUAAUACAGUCCGAUUAGUGAAAUCCUUUUACUAUUAUUAGUUACAGUUUUCUGUCGACUUUUACAUGAAUUAUCAUUUAAUGAAAGCAAUAAUACUUCAGUACGUCAAUAUUUAAUACAAAUGUUUACGUACAAUAGUGUACAUUCUAACUUGGAAACAUUAUAUUUUCAUUUACAAUUUUAACAAGCAAUUUCAACUCGACGUAUUUUUGAGCCCUCGAGGACAAUUUGGCAUUUUUAAAGGUACCUUUCGGGAUCCUAAUGUAAUGAAAGUGCCUUUUACCGCGUAACUUAAUUUGAAAUUAUAAAGUUCAUCUGUCUAUACAUAUUGUCAUAGGACCGCGUUGCGGUCACAUAAAAUUUUGUUUAUACAACGUCUCAGACACAAUAGCUAUAACAUAUUCAAUACAUAACACCACGUUUUAACAUUAUUCGAAACAUUAUUUUAUUAGAAUAAAGGUGUUCCACACUGAUGUUAGCGACUGUUGGUUACAGUGCCCCAAGCGCGUACGACAGAUCCGUAUUCGUAUCACCGACGUCAAAGUUUCUAUGGAAACCAAACAGCGCCCCUACCGGACGUAAGAGCAAACUAGUUUUUCCAUAAAACUGACAUUGGCGAUACGAAUCGAAUCUGUCAAAGUUCGUGCUUGAGGCCCUGGUUCAGUUUUGUUUUGUCAGUGAUUUUUUUCCCCUGAACUUUGUUAACAAUUUGAGACGGUAGGUACGAUUUCGCCAAAAGAGUUAUCGACAAACUUUGUAUUUGAACUGUUAAGUCUCUGAGCGUAUUCUUAUGUUCAAAAUGUUCAGUCGGUAACUUCAGAGCGAGAGCACCUUACUAGUACGCUAGUAAGAACAACCGAAUCAAAAAAUUUGCGAUUCAAUGGAAAGCACUUUGGCAGUGGCAGAAAAUGUGAAGAAUGGAUUCGAAAUAAACAAUCUUAUUUAUAUGUAGAAAAUUCAUUAAUAUCUGCGUCCGAGACGUCCUGGAAGGCGCUCCAUUGGUGCUCUUAGAUAAUAAAUAAUAAAAAAAAAGAAUUAAAUUAAUAAAAAAUAGAGUUCGAAUCGUAGCAUUAAAUCUAUAUUUACAAGUGUUAACUUACAUUCUAAUUAUAAGCAUCAACUAUGAAAAAUUUAUCAACAUUGAAGGCACAUGUUUCCGCACCCGAUUCUCAUAAUUGUGCAUUCGUUAGGUGCACACUUUUCGCUGGCAACACUCCUAAACUUUUUAAAUAGUUCGGUCGGCGAUAGAAACUUAUAACACAGAUAAAUAAACUACACUGGGGGGGGCGGGGGCAAUUAUAAACAUAGGCUAAACGCAAUUGGCAACAAAAUGGUGUGCUUUUAUCGCCGACCGCACUAAUGGACCGGACAUGACAAUCUAACUUAUUUAAUAAUUUACAAUUUAUGCAUGUAAUAAGUACUGUACGGAACUGAUCGUUCCACACGCUGCGCGUUCGACAUUGUCGAAUUGGAUUGUCAAAGUCGAACGCGACAGCGAGCAGAGCGAGCGUGGACUAGCUAUGGGAACUAGGUUGACUUAGGGAAACUCAGUCUGACAAUCAUUUCACAUUAGCAACGUACAGUUGAGUAUCGCUGACGAGGUUAUACUGUUAACAGCAACUUACGAUUGGUGAGAUACUAAUUAUAUUAAAGGAACCAUCUUUAAAAUAAAUGUUUGCAAUGAUAUACUGAAGCAUAAGUAGGUACAGUAGUCGCCACAAAAAAUAUAACCCCGUCGGCUAUUCGUAAGACAGAGUACACAAAUUUUAUUCUAACUCCUAUUUCGCUAAUUAGUCCUAUUCACAGCUGCAGAACGGAAAUAAAUGUAUAAUAUUUAAUUUACUGUUCACUUAGUGAAAUAAUUCAUUGGAACACAAUUGAUGAUCUAAUUGAGAUCCCGCAAUAAUGAUUGGAUUUUGUGAAUUUGAUAGACCACAGCCGGAGACAAAACAUGCGUUGAUCUUUCUUAAAAAUAUCUACAAAUGAUAUGUCGUGUGUUGGCAAAACAUAAUAGAAAUAUUGUGGGUAUUAAGUGAAUGUCGAGUAACGCACAUUUUGUCUGCGACUGUUAAACUCAUUACAGUAGGCAUGUCGGCAUGUCAUUCCCGUAUCCCCAAUUAUAACAAAGUAUAAGUAUAAUCAUAUUUUAAACAGAACACAUCGCGUAUAUCUAAAUAAUUAAUUUAAAAAAAAAAUAUAAAAACUAAGCAGUCAUUCAUGUAACACUAGGAAUAUUAUUACAAAAAAUUUAGUAACCAUAUAAAUCUGGAUUAAAAAAAUAUCUCGUACAGUAGUAAGCGUACUCGGCUAGCUCCAAAUUAAUCGAAAUCAAAGCUAAUAAAAACACAAUGAGGAACAGAAAUCGAGCCCUUACCGCCAAAUUAUCGUAAGCGACAUUCGCCAAAUUAUCGUAAGCGACACUUUUGUCGAAAUGCGUUUUUUGUGGAAACUAAUAUUUUAAACCGUAACGGACCCAUCUCUGUUGAUAUUUCCCUCCAAAAGAACACCGUUAUAAUAUAAUAGAGGGAAGAAUAGAGGGAAAUAUCAACAGAGAUGGGUCCGUUACGGUUUAAAAUAUUAGUUUCCACAAAAAACGCAUUUCGACAAAAGUGUCGCUUACGAUAAUUUGGCGAGUGUCGCUUACGAUAAUUUGGCGGUAAGGGCUCGAAGUUGUAUACACAUAGAGAGGUCUCUCGCGAACGCAUUUAAAUAUUAUCAGUACACGAUUCAAAUAAAUACAGAAGAAGUCGGUGCUCGGACACUUCAAGGUCAUAAUAGACUAUUUGACAGAAUGUAAAUAAAGUAAUAGGGGUGAUGACGGGGUAAAGUAAACGAAAUUCUAUUUAGUCCGUCAGUAAGAUGAUCAAAAAAUAAUGGACACGUAUUUUUUCUUUGGGCAAUCAACCAAAAAAUGACAAAGUUAUAGCGCGUCAAAGUUUGGGAGUAGGGGCUCGUGACGUCACUUUUGAGUGAAUUUUCACUUAUAAGUGUACUCAAACGUGACGUCAUGCGACUUUUCAAGUCAAUAUAUCUCUGCAAUGUUUAUAUUAUGUGAAAAAAGAAAAAAUACGUGUCCAAUACUUUUUUAUAAUCUACCUGAUAAACGAAGAAAAAAAAUUAGUCAUCAUCCCUAUUAUUGUCAUGUGUGCUUAACAUGAAUAUUGGGAGCAAAUUAACUAUUCUGACAAAAAAAAGUUUUUGAUAGUUAUCACUAAAAACAUGAAAUAGAAAAGUAUUUUAUGAUCUAUUGUCACGUGACCGAAAACUCCUAGCAUUGGGGGCGCCUAAAAUGACGUCACCUGCUUGUAAACAUGCUGUCGAAGUGACAUUACUUUGUACUGUUUGACGUUUUAAUUAGAGCCGUGUGACGUCACCUGCCUGUAAGACUCUAGAGAGCUUUUUUUUGUUUUUUUACUGAUAUGCGCAACAGAAUUAUGAAUAUCCAUCAAACAUCGUUUUUAUGGAGUAAAAAAUAAAGUAUGGACGACUUUAAAACUUGUCAAAUAGCCUACUGUUUGCACUCGUUGUCAAUGGUGUAUAAAAACUAAAUGAAAUAUCUAGAUCGAACGCAAACGAUUCUCACCUUAAAGUGACGAAACGACCACCUUUUCGACUGCAUCAUCUACUCUCGCUGCCUGAUGCCGGGUCUUUAUCAUUUCUUCUAAUAUUCGAUAAAUUAUAAUAAUACAAAACGACUCAAUAUAUUUAUGUAUCAUACACGUAGUCAUUGUAGUCGAGAUGAACAAACACUAAUUUUAUAUUACUGACGUGCACAAACCGCAGUUACGCAAACUGCAUCCAAAACGAUAUAUGCGAAUUUAAACAAAUUAUAUUCACAGGAAAUGUCUUAGCGUUUAUUAUUAAUAGUAAAAUCUAUUUAGUUCUGCUUUAUGGUUCAAAACCUCUGAUAUAAUCUGCCAUACCGGGUCAUUGGUCAAUAUAAUAAUACUAAUAAAUGUUUUUAUACACAAAAUGUACACGAUAUGUAUAUAAAGGAUAUCGCACAUGUUAGGAUACAAUUUGGAUAACCACGUCCUAAAUUGGCAAAAAAAUGUCUACAGGAUGACAUACAAAAAAGUUGUUUAUACUUUAUAUUACUAAAAAUCAUGAAAUAGAAAAGUUUUUUAUGAUCUAUUGUCACGUGACCGAAACCUCCUAGGAUUGGCGGAGCCUAAAAUGACGUCACAUGCUGUCGAAGUCACAUUACUUUGUACUGCUUGACGUUUUAAUAAGAGCCGUGUGACGUCACCUGCCUGUAAGACAACCUGUAAUUAACAUGACGAGUAUAAAAACUGUUCGUUAUAUUUUAUUGUAACCUUGAAUAAACAAUCUGGUACUAUUUGUAUGUGUAUCUGUUUAAUCACUUUAAUUUUAACGUAGUUUAUGGUUAUAUCUUUGUAAAUUAAUUACAUCGGGUUUUAAGUUCAAAACAGUCUAUCUCAGCGAAGUGUUCAUAGUGUUGAUCUAAAAAGUUAAUGUUCUAUAAUGUCCUAAAAUAUUUUUCUUCUAUCCUCAGAUUCGUUUAGACGCUUUUAAUACCGGUAACUUCAAGAAAGACUACUUUUUAGUAAAAAAAAGAAUGCCUCUUGUAAGUGUGAAAAAAUAUCAACACAUGACAUCAUCACUGUGAAUUAUUUAUAAGAAAAUUACAAUAAUUGUCAUUGAUGUAAAAUACGAUUAAAAAUAAUUUAUAAAAGUCAUGAAAUCCCAAUUUUGCUAUUUUCUAUUCAGAUUUUCAGUUUAUUUUAUUUUUUACACGAAAAUAUUAAUAAAUGCAGUACUCGCAAUAAAUGAAUUAUGAUUUGUGUCGUGUUAAUCGGGUCUAUUAGCUGCUGUCCGUACGCAAUAUAAAUAUAUGAGUCAAAUUUUGUACUAAUUACACUUGAGUGUCAUUGGACGUUUGCUUUUAAGCAAUAUAUUUCCAACGGCUGCUUAAACAAUAUAAAAAUGGCAUAGUGGCAAAGACUCGAGUCAAUUCAAAAACUAUGUUCACACUGAACUAAUUAUUUUCCAGUAGCAUGUUACAUAUUACCUUUUUGUGCAUACGAUGACCAGUUUAUAAAUGAAAAUGGAAAAGAAUACUUUAAGUUCGCCCGUCUGAAGUUAGCUGCGAGUUGAACGAGUUUUACGAAGCAUAUUACGCGUUAUGGAACUCCAUAAGCAGCGAGUGUACCGCAAUUGAGACGAAAAGCUAAAUUUUUCUUGCCUAGUAGGAACACAGAUUUAAUACUGUGUGUCAUUCACACGUCAAUCUCGCUUCACAACUUCACUACCUUAAGUGUAUAAAAUAAACAACUUUUUUUCAACAAUAACUGUUUCACUGAAACAAAUGGGUUAUAGUCAAUUUGUUGUCCAAAUUUUAUGUCAAUUAGUAAAACGAUAAGUACGUACUUAUUGUACGAUCAAGUAGUGUCUCCUACAGGUGAAGAGAGUAACGAGUGUAGUGUUUAGAUGGCUGUAACGAGUUGGGUGUAGUGAUUGUGGGUAGUUGGGUGUAGUGAUCGUGGGUAGUCGAGUGUAGUGAUCGUGGGUAGUCGAAUGUAGUGUAGUCACAGAGCACCCCCAUUAGAGACAGCAUUAUUCAGAUUCUGCUCGAAAUUAAAAUCGCCAAAGUUGUGGAGGAAAAGCCGCGUUUUGAUUAGACACGUCAGUGUGACAUCACGGAAAGAUGAUAAAUGAAGCACAAACUUAUAUAUUGCGACGUUUAGAGGCAUUUCACUCGGUAAUAGGGUAUUGCUACCAUCCAGCUUCCUACUAAUACACUGGCCUGAAAAAUUAAGCAUCAUUCACUUUUAAAAUAGGGGUGAUGACGGGGUACACAGUAAACGAAAUUCUAUUUAGUCCGUCAGUUAGAUGAUCAAAAAAUAAUGGACACGUAUUUUUUCUUUGGGCAAUCAACCACAAAAUGACAAAGUUAUAGCGCGUCAAUGUUUGGGAGUAGGGGCUCGUGACGUCGCUUUUGAGUGAAUUUUCCCUUAUAAGUGUACUCAAACGUGACGUCAUGCGGCUUUUCAAAUCAAUAUAUCUCUGCAAUGCUUAUAUAAUGUGAAAAAAGAAAAAAUAUGUGUCCAAUACUUUUUGAUAAUCUACCCGAUAAACGAAGAAAAAAUAAUUAGUCAUCAUCCCUAUUGCAAUAACUUGUUAAGUACAAAAAAUGCAUUUCCGCAAUAAUUCGAUUCGAAAAGCAGUCUAAUUUUAUACUACAGUUUCAAAGAAAGCUGAAAAGUAGCGAUAAAACGAUUUUUUUUUAUUUUUAAUCACUAACUUCUAUAGUUUAGAAAAAAUUGCAAUUUCAAAAUGUGAUACACUUAAUUUUGCAAGCGAGUGUAUUAUGAAUAUGAAAUUUGUAUGUUUAUUGUUACUCAAUCACACAAAAACGGCAGAACGGAAUUGACUAAAAUUUGGCAUUUAUAUAUGUUUAUUGUUCCUAUGGGUUUCUAAAAGAAAUUAUAGUUACUAAUUAACUUUGACACAAGCGAGUGCCCUUGUAGGCGGUCUUUAGUGGGAUUAUUUUGCGAGUGUAGUGUAAUGAGUUAGUGUGGAUAGUAUGGGUAGUUGAGUGCAGUGUAGUGAAUACGGUAGUGUAGUGUAUAGUGACGGUUAUUUCAGUCGAUGGGUUUGACGCGCGCCAUAACUUUUCCCUCGAACAUGGGCAGGAUGUCGGCGUCGCUGCAAACCUCUUCCUGGAUCACGGUGUCCAAAUCCGCGCAGUUCGUUUUGAAGAAAUAUCUGCGUGAGAAAUAACGAUAUUGCUAUUAAGAAAGAAAGAAAAAGAUUUAUUGACGACAUACAUUAACAGUUACAAUAAAUACACAUAAAACAUAAAACAAAAUGUCUAUCGUCAACUAGGCCCCACCUCAGCAUAAUGUUGCAACGACAAAAAUUUAUUGCCGUUGCAACGCUAAUAUUCUGGAGGGACCUAAUUUGGACAUCAAGGGACGGAGACACUAGACAAUCACUUAAUAUACAAAUAAGAGAAGUUAUUAAUCAUCAUCAUCAUCAGCCUCUCAAUGUCCCCACUGCUGGGGCACAGGCCUUCCCUAUGGAUGGAAUAGGGAGAUUGGGCCAUGACCCAGCACGCGGGCCCAGUGCGGAUUGGCGGGUGCUAACGACUGCAGAUGCAACCGGCUAAACGUGCCUUCCGAAGCACGGAGGAACUCGAGAUAGAAAUUUUUGGUCACCCAUCCAAUGAC